AUGAAGUGCUUAUUUUUCUUACUAUUUUACAUUGUAAUCACAACAAAUGCAUUGUCGACUGCAACCACAAUUGAAUCUCCGAUGGAAUCUCCAAUACCUGACACAUCUGACAAGGUUUGUUGGUUAGGUUCGUGGAGUGUGUAUAUCUACGAUGCAAUAAAGGAUCCUAUCACUGUUCACAUACAGUCAAAAGAAGAUGAUCUAGGAAACCGUACGGUGGCAUUUAACGAUUAUACAAACUGGAAGUUCUGCUUGAGCUCCGGUGGAAGGACUCGAUUCUAUGCCCAUUUCUAUUGGAAUUCGAGAACUGCUUUCUUUGAUGUUUAUGAUAAUGAUAUGGCUUUCACAUAUUGCACUGAUAAUAACACCUUCAAACAGCAAAAAUGUUUUUGGUUAGUUAGAGAUGAUGGGUUCUAUAUAUCGCGACACUAUAAUCCGUUUCCAGGAGGAUGGACCAAGUUACAUGAAUGGUCAUGA
This is a messenger RNA of Lactuca virosa, 477 nucleotides long. The record is from the annotation of a GenBank genome assembly. Lineage: Eukaryota; Viridiplantae; Streptophyta; Magnoliopsida; Asterales; Asteraceae.